AUGUGCUGCAGUGGCGACGGAGAACUUGGAUGCACUAAAAGAGUGACUUCGUGGCGCGUUCCCAUGAACGUGGAGGACGCGGCCUCCUCGCAUACCGCCUUUGAGGCCAAGCUGCCAGCGAUAUGGAAAUGUGGCUUAAUAAUUACAUGCUCAGUUUUGGAGUUAGACCCAGAGAAAUUUGUGUCCAAACUCUACCACCUAAGAGCUGUGGAACUUAGUGAUGUCACCUUUCCACAUCUGGGUCUCUACACCUGCAAAUCUGUCACAGAAAGCUUUGCCAGAGUGAUCCAUGGCUUGACAGUGGAGCACCUGACAGACCACGUCAUUCAGAGAAGCAAAAGAAUGAUUCUGGAUACCCUGGGUGUCGGCUUCCUGGGAACCAAUACAGAAGUGUUUCGCAAAGUCAGUGAAUAUAGUAAGAUCUACAGUUCCAAUGUGGCCAGCACUGUUUGGGGUCAGCCAGACUUAAGGCUCCCGCCGACAUAUGCUGCUUUUGUGAACGGUGUGGCUAUUCACUCAAUGGAUUUUGAUGAUACAUGGCAUCCUGCCACCCACCCUUCUGGAGCGGUCCUUCCUGUCCUGCUGGCUUUAUCAGAAGCUCUGCCUCCAAGUCCAAAGUGUUCUGGCCUUGAUCUGCUCUUAGCUUUCAAUGUUGGGAUUGAAGUGCAAGGCCAAUUACUGCGUUUCUCCAAGGAAGCCAAUGACAUACCAAAGAGAUUCCAUCCCCCCUCAGUGGUAGGAACCUUGGGUAGUGCUGCUGCUACAUCCAAGUUUUUGGGGCUCAGCAUGACAAAGUGCCGAGAGGCCCUGGCUAUUGCUGUUUCUCAUGCCGGGGCACCCAUAGCAAACGCUGCCACUCAGACCAAGCCUCUUCAUAUCGGCAAUGCUGCCAGGCAUGGGAUGGAAGCCGCUUUUCUGGCAAUGCUGGGUCUCCAAGGAAACAGACAAAUCUUGGACAUGCAGACAGGGUUUGGGGCCUUCUAUGCCAACUAUUCCCCAAAAGUUCUUCCAAACCUAGAUUCCCACACUUGGCUGCUGGACCAGCAGGAUGUGGCCUUCAAGCGGUUCCCUGCACAUUUGGCCACCCACUGGGUGGCAGACGCAGCUGCAUCUGUGAGAAAGCACCUUGUAACAGACAGAGACCUGCUUCCCAUUGACCGCAUUGCAAGAAUUGUGCUCAGAAUUCCAGAUGUCCAGUAUGUAAACAGGCCCUUCCCAGACUCAGAGCAUGAGGCUCGUCAUUCCUUCCAGUUUGUGGCCUGUGCCACACUGCUUGAUGGCGGCAUCACUGUCCCAUCAUUCCACAAAUGCCAGAUCAACAGGCCACAGGUGAGGGAGUUGCUCAGUAAGGUGGAGCUGGAGCACCCUCAAGACAACCUGCCAAGCUUCAACACACUAUACUGUGAGAUAAGUGUCACUCUCGAUGAUGGAGCCACCUUCACAGAGCGCUCUGAUACCUUCUAUGGCCAUUGGAGGAAGCCAUUGAGCCAGGAGGACCUACGGGAGAAGUUCAGAGCCAAUGCUUCCAGCGUGCUGUCCUGUGAUACAGUAGAUAGACUUACAGAGAUGGUAGAGAACCUAGAAGACCUAGAAGACUGUUCUGUCCUAACCACUCUUCUGAAAGGACCAUCUUCACCAGAGAUGGUUUCAAAACUAUCUAGCAUCCAACAAUUUCAUCAGACAGUUUCUCCUGAGGCUUACCAACAUCUAAGUGACUUUAUAUUGGGGAAAAAUCAGUGA
This is a messenger RNA of Puma concolor (puma), 1740 nucleotides long. It is a transcript of the gene ACOD1, whose product is annotated as aconitate decarboxylase 1. Gene Ontology annotation, cellular component: mitochondrion. The record is from RefSeq and is a predicted model, not a curated record. Gene Ontology annotation, biological process: defense response. Gene Ontology annotation, molecular function: aconitate decarboxylase activity. Lineage: Eukaryota; Metazoa; Chordata; Mammalia; Carnivora; Felidae.